Molecule: messenger RNA, 843 nt
Organism: Lentinula edodes (shiitake mushroom)
Lineage: Eukaryota; Fungi; Basidiomycota; Agaricomycetes; Agaricales; Omphalotaceae
Exons: 5
Coding region: 1-843 (280 amino acids)
Source: RefSeq, a predicted model, not a curated record
AUGCCCAAGCUUCCUGCGGCUGUGCUUGUCGCGUUCUUCGUGAUAGCCGUCCACGCCUCUCCAAUUGAUUACAGGCGCAUUUUGGCGAGGCAGGACGAACUCGUACAUCAUUACCCUGUUGCUCGCCAGUACAUGCAAAGUAGUUAUGGGGGCUACGAUCCUACAGGUGGUGGUGGUGGCUAUGGCGGUGGUUAUGGUUCCUCAAGCAUGGGUGGUUACGGUGUUCCGGGCAAUGGUGGUUUUGAUCCAAAUACUGAUCCUAACGCCUCAACCGCUGUUCAAUCCUUAGUCGGUCCGAAAGCAGCGUUGAUUUCAGCAAGUACACAGACCGCAGUAGCUACUGUGGGUGCACUGGUUGCCACAGGUGCCCUUCCUGUUGUGAUAACAGGUACAAAAAAGGCGGUGAACAAGACCGUACAAACAGUUAACUCAACCUAUCAUCAUACGAAAGAGAAAAUGCACAACGUGACGACGCAUAUUCUUCAUCCUUUCCGUGACAACCAGGAAGAGAAGAAGAAGACGGAUAAGGACGAUCAUACUAAGGGAAAGAAGGAUGAAGUAUCCCGACGUGACCUGAUCGAUGUGAUGGCGAGAUCAUUCAAACACUCUCCCAGAACAUUCUAUCUUCAAAGCAGUUCGUCUGUUGACGUGGACGAACAGGAUAGCGAUUCUGGAAAAACUCGACCUCAUUACGAAAGGGGAGAUGUUUUUUCGAGUGACUCCAAAAUUGAUUCUGCUUCAUCUUCACAGAGACACCACUGGGAGAUCACAGACAGCGAUUGGGAAUUGGGUGUUUCGCACGAUGACUCUAGAUUUGACAUAGUUCCUCAGUUGCUGGAGUAG